Molecule: messenger RNA, 513 nt
Organism: Mytilus trossulus (common blue mussel)
Lineage: Eukaryota; Metazoa; Mollusca; Bivalvia; Mytilida; Mytilidae
Exons: 5
Coding region: 94-513 (139 amino acids)
Source: RefSeq, a predicted model, not a curated record
AUUCGUGUGACCCGGAUAUGCGCAGUAAAUAACUUCCUUGUAUUGAAAUCGACAGAGGACACACUAAAGAACCAAGUGUUACGACAAACAAGAAUGAUUAAGUGCAUACUAAAGGCUGUGUGGAUAAUUACAUUUUUUUUCUCCGUUGGAAUAAAUUCACACUUUUGUAAAUAUCACGUUUGCCUGACAUGGACUGUUAGUGACCAAGUACUAAAUUUGAGUUGCAGAGUUAGUAAUCUACAUUUCCGGGUUAAAAUCCAGGACCCAUCUGGUAAACUUAUGGGAGAAUGUGUUCCAGGUCAGAAGAAAUCUAGCUGUGAUGAAUAUGCAAAAAAUGUGGUUAUUGCACAAAAUAUUAAAACAAACGAAACCACUUGUAUGAUACGUGGAAUAAUAGAUAACAGUCUAAAUGGCAAAUGGAAAUGUCUACAUGGUACAAAUACAGGUUUAGCAGAGGUUGAAGUCACAGUGCUACGAAAUAAAGAACAACAUGAAGUAAGUAAUAUUACUUGA